GAUAUCGACGAUUGUGCGGAAGGACCAUGCGAAAAUGGAGGAAAUUGCACAGAUGCUGUGAAUGAUUAUAACUGUAGCUGUGUUCCUGGCUUCAAGGGGAAGAAUUGUAGUAUUGGUAAGCCAUUUCCGCCCAUUUUAUUUAAUAGUAUAUUUUACAGAAUGUAUGAUAUUUGUUAAAAGCUCCCCGUGUUUUAUAAUCAGUUAACACUUAUUUCCCUUGAUUUUUCGAAUUAUCCAUUGUUUCGCCCCAUAUAAAUGAUGUACGUGAAUCCAAGACAGUCUUGGAUUCUUGAUUCCAGGUACUGGAUUCCAAAUCUUCAUCAGUGGAACUUGCAUUCUGGAUUCCCGUCGUUUGUGGGAUUCCGGAUUCCUUAAGCUGUAUUCCGGAUUCCAAAUCCCAGGAUUCCGGAUUCCACGAGCAACUAUAUCCCAGAAACCAGAUUCCAGGAAAGGAAACUAAAGCCGUUUGCUAUAAAUUAUAAGCAUUGUAACGAAAUUUACAGCAAUUAAAACUUUUUAAUAGAUUGACACUGAUGAAUGUAGGCCGCCAUUCUACCGUUCUGUGCUCAUAGGCGUAGGCUCAGAUUCUAAAGCUGUAUUCACACUGUACUGGUCGGAUAACUUUUCGUGCCAACACCAAACGCUAUCCGAUAUGUGACUCUCCAUUUUAAUUAGAAAUCGGCGUUGCGUACACAGUCAAGCUUCGAUUACAGAAAUCGCGCUGAAAUCACAGUUCUUAUGUUUAACAAUAGCCCUAUCGUCCAACUAACUGGUAUGGUUUUCGUGCCUGCGCAAAAAGCUAUCCGCGAUGUAGUAUGAACAUAGCUUAGUCGCCCCUUAAUCCAGCGGAAGGAGCAAUUGACACUUAAAGCCCUAAGAUCAAAAUUUAAAUUCUCAUUUGUUAUCCCUAUUCAUUUCAUACAGAAGAAGCGGUGAGAAGUUGAUAAAAUAUCAAGCAAAUAGACCUUUUUACCGAUACGGCGGCCAUAUUGACAUUAAGUAGAUUUAAAGAGUAUUAUGGGAAGCACAGGGGGCAUAUAAGCACGAUCCGAUAAUUGCUCAAUCAGGUUUUAACGCGCUUUUUGGGCCAGUUUUUCUUUUAGUUUUCCUAGAAAAAAAUCGUUGUGCCGUGUUUGGAUUUAAUUAUGAUCGCCUUUUUCCCGAGAAAUAUACAGUGAAGUUCUCUUUUUGACCGAAAAGCGCACGUAAAUGCUGAGCGACAGCAAGUGCCCCCUGGGCAUCCCAUAAUACUCCUUAAAUCUAAUAAAUUGACUAUGGCUGCCGUAUCGGUAAAAAGGUCUAUUGAUCUUGUGUGAUCAUGUCCGGAAAUCUCAUGACCACUGUGUUUUACAAAGCAUUGAUAUUCCAAGGAAAAAUUUGAUGCUGAUCACUAUUGAGGCUUUUAAAGGGUUAGAACGAUCAGUCACUGUGUCUGCAUGGGAACGCGGUGAUCGAAGAAUUUUGCCAUGAGUUUCUGAAAAACUUAUUGCUAUUAUCCACACUGAAUUCCGUUUAAGAUAUUGACGAAUGUGCUGAUGGACCAUGCGAAAAUGGAGGAAAUUGCACAGACGCUGUAAACGAUUAUAAUUGCAGCUGUGUUCCUGGAUACACUGGAAAAAAUUGCAGUAUUGGUAAGCCAAGUUUCAAUGCAACCCUUCUUUUCAUGUUAAGUCUUGGUUUUCUCGCGCUAACACGUUUCUCACGUUCUGACAAACAAUGUAAAAUUUUUUAAAUUUAAGUCAAAAUAACUUCCGUAUUUUAAAUUCUGCUUAAGAUAUCGACGACUGUGCCGAUGGACCGUGCGAAAAUGGAGGAAGCUGCACAGAUGCUGUGAAUGAUUUUAAUUGUAGCUGUGUUCCUGGAUACACGGGAAAGAAUUGCAGUAUUGGUAAGCCAAUUCUCCAUGUAAUAGAAUCAUGUUAUUUACAGCAAUUAAUAACCGAUUUAAUAACUGCAUGAGUAUGAAAUGCAGCAAAAAAAAUGCAGAUCGAGGCCAGAAGGCGGGUAAUUAUCUUGAGCUAUGGUGACAACAUUUUGUCAAACUGAUCUUCCAAAAGCCAGAUAUACGGGAAAGAAUUGCAGUGUUGGUAAGCCAAUUCUCCAUGUUAUAGAAUAGUCGCCGGCGUUAUGACAAGCCUGUGAACAUGAGUGAAAAAAAGAAGUUUAAGCAGCAGUUUAGUGACCGACCCUGUAUCAAGUGGGAUCCUGAAUCUUUAAUACACGAUUUCAAAGUAUAUUAUGUAUUUUAAACUCCGCCUAAGAUAUCGAUGACUGUGCCGAUGGACCGUGCAAAAAUGGAGGAAGUUGCACAGAUGCUGUGAAUGAUUUUAAUUGUAGCUGUGUUCCUGGAUACACGGGAAAGAAUUGCAGUAUUGGUAAGCCAGUUCUCCACGUAAUAGAAUUAUGUUAUUUACAGUAAUUAAUUACUGAUUUAACAACUUGCUCUCGAUAAUGGAAACAGAGGAUGAUUAUGUUGAAGUGCCCAUUCUGCUACAAAAAAAUUGCAAAAUCUGUAGCCACGACUUCCUGCACUAAUAAUUGACAGUUCUUUAGUAAAUUUCUGUAAGACUAUUUUUGUAACUCUAGCUCUUAACUUUCUCCUUGCGGGCGAAGAUGGCCAAAGGAUGUGUGCAAAAAUAACGUAUAUACAUGAUACACUACUGAAAUGCAGCAAAAUGCAGAUCGAGAUCAGGAGGCGGGGAAUUAUCCUAGCUAUGAUGACGACAUUUAUCUGACUGAUCUCGCAAAAGCCUUCUAAAUUUGGUCAGCGCGAGCUGGUUAUUUAAGAACCAGUUGGUAGAUUAAUUGAAACGGAGUAGCUUGGGAGGACGCAUUUCUUUAGAGCAUUAAUUUGAAAAUCAUUUAAGAGGCUGAACCGAAUGUGAUUAUAUGGGGUAUUCGGAAAAAGUCAAUGCAACCAGAGAGUAACCUGAGAUCAGGCUCUAUUUUCGUUUGGCUUUGAAAAUUACAUUCCGGCGGGGAGAAUGUAUGAGAACCACUCAAAUUGGGCCUGAUCUCAGGUUACCAGAGUACCAGAGAGGGGAACCAAAGCGAUUAGAGUCUUUCAUGGAUUGAUAAUAAAACUUAGUAUGAGAGCUAUCUCUUAACAUAUUUCAAAAUAUAUAUUUUCCGAGUUUUAAAUUUCUUUCAAGAUAUCGACGAUUGUGCUGAUGGACCGUGCAAAAAUGGAGGAAGUUGCACAGAUGCUGUGAAUGAUUUUAAUUGUAGCUGUGUUCCUGGAUACACGGGAAAGAAUUGCAGUAUUGGUAAGCCAAUUUGCCAUGUAAUAGAAUCAUGUUAUUUACAGCAAUUAAUUGCUGACCUAAUAACUACGUAUACAUGGGCUUUUCAAAACCAUUUUCAUGACUUAUUGCUCUCGAUAAUGCGGAAACAGCGGAUGAUUAUGUUGAAGUGCCCAGUCUGCUACAAAAAAUUGCAAAAUCUGCAGCUACGACUUAAUGCACUAAUAAUUGAUAGUUUUUUAGUAAAUUUCUGUAAGACUAUUUUUGUAUCCCUAGCUUGUUUUUUUGUUUGUUUGUUUGUUUGACUUUUUUUUGGAAUUCUCAUCCGUCCGCAUAAUUUAUUUAGUUCUUUAAUACAAUCUUCAUAGCCUCUUCUAAUUUAUAUUUAAUAUUUAUGACUACUAUAACCUUUCCACUCUGUCCGCCUCGUCUAACUCUUAACUUGCUAUUUGAGGGCGAAGAUGGCCAAAGGAUGUGACUGUGCAAAAAUAAAGUAUAUAUAUGUAUACAGUGAAAUGCAGCAAAAUGCAGAUCGAGGCCAGAAUGCGGGGAAUUAUCGAUCCUCAACUAUGAUGACGACAUUUUAUCAGACUGAUCUCCCGAACCCGCUAGCUGGUUAUUUAAGAAUCAGUCGGUGGAUAAAUUGAAACGGAGUAGCUUGGGAGGACGCAUUCCUUAGAGCAUUGAUUUGAAAAUCAUUUUAGAGGCCGAACCGAAUGUGAUUAUAAGGGGUAUUCGGAAUAAGUCGGUGCAACCUGAGAGAGCAAACAUAACGACUACUGUCUUUUAUGGAUUAAUAAUAAAACUUAGUAUUACAGCUAUUUCUUAAUAUAUUUCAAAAUAUUUUCCGAAUUUUAAAUUUCCUUCAAGAUAUCGACGAUUGUGCUGAUGGACCAUGCCAAAAUGGAGGAAGUUGCACAGAUGCUGUGAAUGAUUUUAAUUGUAGUUGUGUUCCUGGAUACACGGAAAAAAAUUGCAGUAUUGGUAAGCCAAUUCUCCAUGCUAUAAAAUAGUCACCUCGCUCCUAGCCUUUAGAUCUAUUAUAUUCAUAUGUUGACUAUCCAUUGUCGUAAGUUUACAUUAUUUUUUAGAGAAAAAAUCUGAGCAAACGUUUAAAGCUAAAGCCAAGAGAGGCUCUUGCUAAAGCAAAAAGCCGUGUGUUACCAGUUGCAACAACAUUCACUCUCAACUUACGUUUCUUAACUUUCGUCUUUUUUGUUUAAGAAGCCACAGCUUUAUUGACUGUGCUCAUUAUCCCGGCCUUUGAAUCGAAGCGAUCGAGGAUUGCAUGUGUCCUUGUUAUGCUACAAAUCUUCCACUUUUCAUGUGAAGUCGUGAUUUUCUCGCAGGCGUUAAUAAGCCUUUGAAAAUAAGUGAAAAAAAAAAAACAAAGGUUAUGGAGCAGUUUAGUGACCCAACCCGUAUCAAGUGGCAUCCUGAAUCUUUAUACGAUUUCAAAGUAUAUUAUGUAUAAAUUCCGCUUAAGAUAUCGAUGACUGUGCCGAUGGACCGUGCGAAAAUGGAGGAAGUUGCAGAGAUGCUGUGAAUGAUUUUAAUUGUAGCUGUGCUCCUGGAUACACGGGAAAAAAUUGCAGUAUUGGUAAGCCACGUUCUCCAUGUAAUAGAGUAAUUUUAUUUGCAGCAAUUAAUAAUUAUUACUGAUUAAAUAACUGCAUGAAUAUGAAAUGCAGCAAAAUGCAGAUCGAGGUCAGAAGGCGGGGAAUUAUCCUGAACUAUGAUGACAACAUUUUAUCAGGCUAAUCUUGCGAACCUUAAGCUUCUAAAUUUGGUCAACGCUAGCUAGUUAUUUAAGAAUCAGUCGGUGGAUUAAUUGAGACAUAGUAGCCUGGGAGGACGCAUUCCUUAGAGCAUUAACUUAAAAAUCAUUAUAGAGGCCGAACCGAAUGUGAUUAUAUGGGCGAUUCGGAAGAAGUCAAUGCAACCGGAAAGGGCAAACAAAGCGACAGCACUAAAGUCUUUCAUGGAUUGAUAAUAAAACUUAGCAUUACAGCUAUUUCUUAAUUUAUAUCAAAAUAUAUAUUUUCAAAGUUUUAAAUUGCCUUCAAGAUAUCGACGAUUGUGCUGAUGGACCAUGCGAUAAUGGAGGAAGUUGCACAGAUGCUGUGAAUGAUUUUAAGUGUAGCUGUGUUCCUGGAUACACGGGAAAAAAUUGCAGUAUUGGUAAGCCAAUUCUCCAUGUUAUGGAAUAGUCACCUCACUUCUUUAGAUCUAUUAUAUUCAUAUGCUGACUAUCCAUUGUCGUCAGUUUACAAUGCUUUUUAGAGAGAAAAUCUGAGGAAACGUUUAAAUCUAAAGCCAAGAGAGGCUCUUGGUAAAGCAAAAAGCCGUCUGUUAUCAGUUGCAACAACAUUCACUCUCAACGUUCCUAACUUUGGUGUUUUUUGUUUAAGAAGCCACAGCUUUAUUGACUGUGCUCAGUAUCCCGGCCUUUGAAUCGAAGCGAUCGAGGAUUGCAUGUGUCCUCGUUAUGCUACAUAUCUUUCCACUUUUCAUAAGUGUGAAGUCGUGAUUUUCUCGCCGGCGUUAUAACAAGCCUGUGAACAUGAGUGAAAAAAAAAAGGUUAUGGAGCAGUUUAGUGACCCAACCCGUAUUAAGUGGCAUCCUGAAUCUUUAUACGAUUUCAAAUUAUGUAUUUUAAAUUCCGCCUAAGAUAUCGACGAUUGUGCCAAUGGACCGUGCGAAAAUGGAGGAAGUUGCACAGAUGCUGUGAAUGAUUUUAAUUGUAGCUGUGUUGCUGGAUACACGGGGAAGAAUUGCAGUAUUGGUAAGCCACGUUUUCCAUGUAACAGAAUCAUUUUAUUUACAGCAAUUAAUUACUGAUUUGAAAACUGCAUGACUAUGAAAUGCAGCAAAAUGUAGAUCGAGGCCAGAAGGCGGGGAAUUAUCCUGAACUUUGAUGACGACAUUUUAUCAGACUGACCUCGCAAAAGCCUUUUAAAUUUGGUCACCGCUAGCUGAUUCUUUAAUAAUCAGUCGGUGGAUUAAUUGAAACGGAGUAGCCUUAAUUUAAUUUUAAUUUGACAAUCAUUUUAGAGGCCGCACCGAAUGUGAUUAUAUCAGGUAUUCGGAAGAAGUCAAUACAACCGGAGAGGGCAACCAAAGCGACAACAGUCUUUUAUGGAUGGAUAAUAAAACUUAGUAUUACAGCUAUUUCUUAAUAUAUUUCAAAAUAUUUUCCGAAUUUUAAAUUUCCUUCAAGAUAUCGACGAUUGUGCCAAUGGACCGUGCGAAAAUGGAGGAAGUUGCACAGAUGCUGUGAAUGAUUUUAAUUGUAGCUGUGUUCCUGGAUACACGGGGAAGAAUUGCAGUAUUGGUAAGCCAAUUCUCUAUGUGAUAGAAUCAUGUUAUUUACAGCAAUUAAUUACAGAACUAAUAACUGCAUGACUAUGAAAUGCACCAAAAUACAGAUCGAGGUGAGAAGGCUGGGAAUUAUCCAAACUAUGAUGACGACAAUUUUGAUUAUCACACUGAUCUCGCAAAAGCCUUCUAAAUUUGGUCAACGCUAGCUGGUUAUUUAAGCCCAAUCAGUUGGUAGAUUAAUUGAAACGGGGUAGCCUUGGAACACGCAUUCCUAGAGCAUUAAUUUGAAAAUCAUUUUAGAGGCCAAACCGAAUGUGAUUAUAUGGGGUAUUCGGAAGAAGUCAAUGCAUCCGAAAAGGGCAACCAAAGCGACUAGUCUUUUUUGGAUAGAUAAUAAAACUUAGUAUUACAGCUAGCUAUUUCUUAAUAUAUGUCAAAAUAUUUUCCGAAUUUUAAAUUUCCUUCAAGAUAUCGACGAUUGUGCUGAUGGACCGUGCGAAAAUGGAGGAAGUUGCACAGAUGCUGUGAAUGAUUUUAAUUGUAGCUGUGUUCCUGGAUACACGGGAAAGAAUUGCAGUAUUGGUAAGCCAAUUCUACAUGUAAUAGAAUUAUGCUAUUUACGCAGCAAUUAAUUACUGAUUUAAUAACUACAUGAGCUUUUAUAAAAAACAUUUUCAUGACUUAUUGCUCUCGAUAAUGGAAACAGAGGAUGAUUAUGUUGAAGUGCCCAGCCAUCUGCUACAAAAAAUUGCAAAAUCUGCAUCCACGACUUACUGCAUUAAUAAUUGAUAGUUCUUUAGUAAAUUUCUGUAAGACUAUUUUUGCAACUCUAGCUUGUUUUUUUUUGUUUGUCUUGUUUUUUGGGAAUUCUCAUCCGUCCACAUAAUUUAUUUAGUUCUUUAAUAUAAUCUUCAUAGCUUUUUUUAAUUUAAUAUUUAUGACCGCCAUAAUCUUUCCACUCUGCCCGCCUCGUCUAGCUGUUAACUUGCUAUUUGAGGGCAAAGAUGGAAAAAGGAGGUGACUGUGCAAAAAUAAAGUAUAUAUAUGUAUACAGUAAAAUGCAGCAAAAUGCAGAUCCAGGCUAGAAGGCGGCGAAUUAUCCUAACUAUGAUGACGACAUUUUAUCAGACUGAUCUUGCAAAAGACUUCUAAAUUUGGUCAACGCUAGCUGGUUAUCUAAGAAUCAGUCGGUGGAUUAAUUGAAACGAAGUAGCAUGGGAGGACGCAUUCCUUAGAGCAUUAAUUUGAAAAUCAUUUUAGAGGCCGAACCGAAUGUGAUUAUAUGGGGUAUUCGGAAGAAGUCAAUGCAACCGGAGAGAGCAACCAAAGCGAUUACAGUCUUUUAUGGAUGGAUAAUAAAACUUAGUAUUACAACUAUUUCUUAAUAUCUGUCAAAAUAUUUUCCGAAUUUUAAAUUUCCGUCAAGAUAUCGACGAUUGUGCUGAUGGACCGUGCGAAAAUGGAGGAAGUUGCACAGAUGCUGUGAAUGAUUUUAAUUGUAGCUGUGUUCCUGGAUACACGGGAAAGAAUUGCAGUAUUGGUAAGCCAAUUCUCCAUGUUAUGGAAUAGUACCUCGCUCCUUUAGAUCUAUUAUAUUCAUAUGUUGACUGUCCAUUGACGUCAGUUUACAGUGCUUUUUAGAGAUAAAAUCGGAGGAAAUGUUGGCUAAGGCCCAGAGAGGCUCUUGCUAAAGCAAAAAGCCCUGUGUUAUCAGUUGCUAGAACAUUCACUCUCAACUUACGGUCUUAACCUUGGUGUUUUUUGUUUAAGAAGCCAUAGCUUUAUUGGCUGUGCUCAGUAUCCCGGCCUUUGAAUCGAAGCGAUCGAGGAUUGGAUGUGUCCUUGUACGCUUUUCAUGUGAAGUCGUGAUUUUCUCGCCGGCGUUAUAACAAGGGUGUAAGCAUGAGUCUGAAAAAAAAAGGUUAUGGAGCAGUUUAGUAACCCAACCCGUAUCAAGUGGCAUCCUGAAUCUUAAUCCAAUUUGAAAGUAUAAUAUGUAUUUUAAAUUCCGCUUAAGAUAUCGACGAAUGUGCUGAAGGACCAUGCAAAAAUGGGGGAAGUUGCACAGAUGCUGUGAAUGAUUAUAACUGUAGCUGUGUCCCUGGAUAUAAGGGCAAGAACUGUAGUAUUGGUAAGCCAAUCCGCCCUCUUCAUAGUUUUAGUGAAUGCUAUCAGUAAGAGUUUCAUAACAUGCAUAAAGAAAAAUCAAACAAUAUUAUAAAAGACUGCAAUAGGGUGCCAACCAGAUAAUUAUAGCAUAAGAGCUUAACAAUGUUGUCGUCGUGUUCUCCGCUCGCGAUGAAUUUUAGUCGACGUUCUCCAAAGGAGUUUCGGUGGAAAAUCUUCGCCAGCGACGAUUUCCAGCCACUUGUUGAGCUUGCUGUCCUGUGUCAUUUGCAUGGAAACUGCUCGUGAUUCACCGAUCGUAAACACUGUUUCACAGACGAUGAAUAAACACAUCAGCACUUCUCUUACCCUUCAUGAAUUCAACAUGAAUUGUGCCCUGGUCUUGCUUCCUAGAAACAAAAAAAUGCGCCGUGACGUAAAAAUUACUGUAUGACGUCAUGGCAGACACCAUCGGAUAUAUACAAACAUGGGCGCUGCGAGUUUGCAGCUCGCUAUGACCCACGCGCGCUUUGCGCGUGACAAGAUUAUUAAUGGUUUUCGCGAGGGCACUUCGAGACCUUGCUCCGCUCGGAAUGAAAACCUGCACAGUCAUGGGACAUCUCGCUACAUUUCUGUUUUAACACCGAGCGACUGACAGGAGGAAAGAGGGUUUCGUUUUAAACAUUCAACCAUAAAAAAACUCUUUAGACAAACAUCGUGUUAGUUAUAUUUUUAAAUCGAGCAUCAGUGGUAGAAAAUAAUCACUAUUAUUUUCGUUUUUGUCUGAUUAAAGAUAUCGACGAAUGUGCUGGUGGACCGUGCGAAAAUGGAGGAAGCUGCACAGAUGUUGUGAAUGAUUUCAACUGCAGCUGCUUACCUGGAUUCACGGGGAAGAAUUGCAGUAUUGGUAAGCAAGUUCUACGCCAGUUCCUGGUACAAUUCAGUUAAAAAAAAUUAGCUGAUAAGUUUUUCUUCUGAAGCAAACAUCUUCAAAUUGUACAUGUAACGCACGGCUUAGAAACUUAAUAAUUCUCAAGAGUUGUAUUUUUGAUGAUUUUAUAUAAAUUAUGAGAUUAUUAAAAUACUCUAAAUCCGUUUUCACAUCUUGUUUUUAAGAUAUUGACGACUGCACUGAUCAACCUUGCGAAAAUGGUGGGAAAUGCAUUGACCGUGUGAAUGGAUAUGUUUGCAGUUGUGUUUCUGGCUUCAAAGGAAGUCACUGCGCAGUUGGUAUGUUUAAGAAUUAUCUUUUUCAAGGGUGAGGUCACAGUGCCAUGGGUCGGCAAGUACGCACUUGUGCAUUCGUAACUGAUUAAGAUCGUCUCCUAACAUGAAAACAAACCUUUAACUUAACUUCAUCUGGAAGAAAGACAGAGAUGAGAUGUAUGUUGGAUUUUUAUGGAAUAUGAAUUAUCUUAAUGUGAGUAACUGUGUGCGUUUUACCGGUCAGACCUGUCCCAGCCGGGCGUUGUUGGAUGCUAUAACUUACUCAUGGUUUAUCUAAAUGAGCUGUGUCACGAAAAUUCAAACCUUGGGAACUGCCAAAAAAAUGAUUAAAACAUGAACAUAACCUCUCAAAAUGUCAAAAUAAAGUUAUAAAUAACACAGGAAGUACAAAAGGAGGCAAGGAUGGACAAAUUUUUUUAACAGUUUUUCAAAGCUUGUUUGUUUGUGACGUUUGAAAUAAUGCCUUGGAAACACAUUUUUCUGACACGAAUUCGAAGCUGUGAUGUUGUCAGUCACAACUAAUUCAGUCUGAAGUUCCAUAGCAAAUAGAGCGAUUUUCGUAUGACCUUGAAAUGAAAACGCGCGAACAGAACAGAAACAACAAGCGAACGGAAAUAGUGCAAUUUGAUUGGUUUAUCGAACGGAUCUGAUAAACGCGCUUAGUCACGUUGGUUGGUUAAGCAAACGCAAGGGUGAAAAAACUUUAUGCCCGAGAACUUUUUAGAAAUCAAUCGAUACUUCGCUUUGACGUCAUACAGUACUGCAACACGAUUGGCCGAUCGAACAAUACCUUCUCAAAAAUUAGGGUUUUCUUUGGCGGGAAAACGAAGAGUCCAAUGUGUUUUGAUGUUUUCAUCCAUUGGCUGAUAAAACAAGUAACGAACACUUACCGAAACCAUCGUUUUCAAGGUCAUACGAACUUUGCUCUAAGGACGUGUAAUUGACAUUAUAAAAAAAAUAAACUAACCAUGUAGCACUAAAUCACAGGCCCUUAAGUUCAGUCGCAGAUUUUGGGACGGGGGCUUGUCCCGGCCGUUAGGCUCAGAGACCAAAUAUGGGUCCCGUUGGACUGAGGCUCUGCUUAAAUAAAUGUUUCCCGGUUUCAGCCAAAGAGCAGACCUUCUAGUCCGGCCAUUACUUCAAGAUUGUGGUCUGGCCAUGAACUUCAACCACUUUAUCCGAGGUGGCUUUGGAAAAACCCUUAUGUGCAUUUUUAAAAUAUACUUAUUCCUUCCUUUGUCUUUAGCACUUAAAGACGGCGGAUGCAAUGCCUUUUUCGAGGGAAAUGACUGCGAAAAAGGUACUUAUAAUUCAGGUUUUUUAGUCUUCAGUGAUUUCAUCCAAAAGGUGGAUAUACAGUAGCUGGAAUUUCUAUUGCUUUCCGAAUGCAACUUUGGAAACUGUUCAGUAAAUGAAGCUGUAUAUAUGUACGACUUAUGUUGUUCGAACCGCGAUACAGAGCAUGCGUCCAUAACCAUUAAUUCAUAACCAUAUGCAUAAGGACAAACGCACGCGCAGAAUGGCAUAUUUGACUCAAUUUUCGAUACCAUCCCUCCUCAACCCAAUGAUAAAUAAGAUGGCGGACGCUUAUUGCUUUUCAUAAGUUCGCAUGGUCUGGGACAAAGUGACGUAUGAUUGGUCCACGGCCUUGUGCUUCUGCUCCUGCUAAUGUCGACCCAGUUUUCACUUGUCAAAGCUAAGACAUAACCACAAGCAGUAGAAGAACUAACUUGUCCAUUUUUCUUGUGCUCUAGUGCUUAUGCUUAUGUCGACCCAGUUUUCACUCGCUUACACAUGUGCGUGUGCUUAUGCUUAUGCUUAUGCUUAAGCGCUAGUGAAAACCAGGCUUUAAGGGCAUGGUCUUUCAAACAUUUUUCCCUUCUCAAGAUACGCCAAUUUUGACAAGCCAAAGAUUAUACUAAGACAGGGAGCCGAUUAUUAGGAAAAAAAUGCCAACAAAAUAAAAUAAAACAACAACAAGAAAUUAUUUAAUUAGUGCUAAGUGAUAAUUUGAACCAAAAGACGAUGCACGGAUGUUUUAACGAUAAGUAGAUUAUUUGAAGUGAACGAUUGGAAAAGAAUAUAUUUUAAUGAUUUAAUAAUGUGACUCUCUAGCCGCCGUUAACAGCUUCCACUAAUCCGUCGACAGGCCGUUUGAGAAUGCUACGCGUUGAUUGAUGUCUAUGAUUGUAAUGUGUUUUUUCUUACUUCUAGUUAAACCUGUUUUCUUCGCUGUCUGCGUGCUAAGCUUUGUGGUCUUUUUAGCUGUUGUACUGGCUUUGAUCUCCUAUGUAUUGCACAAUAGAAGAAGCGGAGGUUAGUCGGCAUUCUGAACGUGAUUUUGAUAAAUUAAAAUAAUAUUCUUAAAUCAGUUUUUUUUCGGGAGUUACCCUCCCCCCGCCACGUUACACAAGAGAGGGCCGGAUGGGUGGGGCUGGCAGGGAAGUCAUUUCAUACACUAUAUUGACUUCUGAAGUUGAAAAAGAUAAACAAGCUUUCUUUUUCAGCUUACUCUGACGUCAGUUUUAGCAUUUGAUUUACUGAAACACGAAUCGUUAUAAAAGCGUCAAGACACACGGAAGGGACAUUAUCAACGUUGCCAUAAUUACUAUGAUAUCACAAUUACCUUAUAUAGUCAUGGGUCAUCAUUAUUGUUUAAUUAUAUGGUAUUCUUUUGACUCUUAAGUAAUAGUGUCUCUUUGGCCAUUUCCGACUUCCAAUCUUUCUCUCUGAUCUGAAAAUGAGGCUAAGUGCAAAAUCUUUCUUGUGAAAAUGAAUUUAAUCAGUGUAUGACAAUAAAAACAUCAUUUUGGUAUCAAUAGCUUCGCUCUUAGCCUCGCUUUGAAACAGCUAGGCUCGGAAAUAAGCUAAUGAAUUUUUCCUCAAAAAAAUUUCAAUAGCAAUGUGCUCAUUAAAUGAUCAUGAUGUAAUGUACAACGGAAGGUUAGAUAUCAUCAUGAGGGUGAGUUUCAAUAUUAGUUUAUUCGGUAACCUUAACAUAGUAUGGGAAAAAUUAAAUUUUGUUCUACUUACACUUUUUAUAAUUUCAGAUAGUGAUGUUCCCCUUGAAAGCAAUAACAAGUAA
Messenger RNA from Porites lobata, 12982 nucleotides. NCBI's taxonomy places the organism in Eukaryota, Metazoa, Cnidaria, Anthozoa, Scleractinia, Poritidae. The record is from the annotation of a GenBank genome assembly.